Molecule: messenger RNA, 495 nt
Organism: Penicillium robsamsonii
Lineage: Eukaryota; Fungi; Ascomycota; Eurotiomycetes; Eurotiales; Aspergillaceae
Exons: 2
Coding region: 1-495 (164 amino acids)
Source: RefSeq, a predicted model, not a curated record
AUGCUCUUCAGUUUUAUUCUGUGUUGGCUCAUUGGCCUCCUCAAGGGCAUGCUUUUUACCUUUGUCCUUUUUUACGUCCACGACGGCCCGCUCAUCGCGCAGCCUGGUCCCGCCCCGAUGAUUGGAUGGACCGGAUGGCUAAGACUGUUUUACGCGGCGUACAUCCUUUUGGUUUUCUUCAUAUUGCACUUCGAACCCUUGAGUACGGAUGCGGCAACACAAACAAAAGCCGAUACUGCGGUCCAUACUUCCACCCAGACUGAUGAAAUACCCCUUGGAGUAGUAGUAAGGGACGCCAUGGGCGACACUCUUUUACCCGGAAUUGCUAGGCUUUUGGAUACGCGACUGGCGCCACCACCACAAGGAGAAGGGGAGCAGCAAGACGAUGGAUCUGAAGUGGAGGCUGUACUACAUUGGUUGGCCGACUUAGGGCCCGACCCAGACCAAGAUGAUGACAAUCAGGACUAUCCUGCAAUUCCAAAUGGCUGGCACUAG